This is a messenger RNA of Sinocyclocheilus rhinocerous, 672 nucleotides long. Its product is annotated as leucine-rich repeat extensin-like protein 5. Bases 67 to 672 code for a protein of 201 amino acids. The record is from RefSeq and is a predicted model, not a curated record. Lineage: Eukaryota; Metazoa; Chordata; Actinopteri; Cypriniformes; Cyprinidae. The transcript has 3 exons.
CCAACCCCAGCCAGUCCUCCAGCCCUUCCUCAGCUGGAUGCCUGCAGCCCUGUGUCUUCCCUUGUGAUGCCUUGCAGUGACGUAAAGCCUCAGGUCAUACAGUCACCAGCCUCGCCUGAGUCAGUGGAUUAUUUGGCUCCGCCUCCAGCCUCUGAUCCCUUCCCUCCACCUUGGCCCGUCGGCUCCGCCUUGGCUCCUCCCUCUCUCGGCUCCACCAGAGACCCUCGGCCUUACGACUCCACCGGGUUCCCUUGUCCCUCCGGCUCCACCUUGGUCAGUCGUCACUCUGCCUGCGUCUUCAGUGCCAGUGGUGUCGCUUGGUUCCAUCAGCUCUCCGUCGUUGCCCUGGGAUCCCCUGACAUCGGCUCUGUCUCCUUCAGUCGUCCCGCGGAUGUCGUCGGCCACACGAACACCUUGGCUCCUCCCUCCAUCGACUCCACCGUGGGCUGUCAUCCUUGCUGCGCUCUGGGUCUGCAACACCUGGCCACUCCUCCCAUCAUUGACCCCAUGGUUGCUCCCACCAUCUGUGCCUCCAUGGGGUCACUGCCUAUCUGCCUGCCUGUUCUCAACAGCCCUCUGCCUGCUCCUCCUCUCCAGCCCUUCUCCAGCUCCUCGCCCUCCUCCAAAGCCCCCACCAUCCCUCCCUUAGCUGUCAUGCUGUCUUGCAGUUGA